Molecule: messenger RNA, 3889 nt
Organism: Acanthaster planci (crown-of-thorns starfish)
Lineage: Eukaryota; Metazoa; Echinodermata; Asteroidea; Valvatida; Acanthasteridae
Product: UDP-glucuronosyltransferase 2C1-like
Molecular function (GO): UDP-glycosyltransferase activity
Source: RefSeq, a predicted model, not a curated record
UUUUUGUGUCAACAAGAGAAUGGUUGCAUCUCUCCACAUACCAUUUAUAUGCUGGGUAGCCGUGUUAUUUUUUGUGUCAACAAGAGAAUGGCUGCAUCUCUCCACAUACCAUUUACACUUACCUUGCCUUCAACACGCUAGUACGGAGAUUCUUGCAGUCAUGGGUAAAGGAGUAGGUCUGUUUGUGUUUUUGCCAGUUUUUGCUUGUAUACUUGGACUUACAGCCAGCGGACAAAACGCUGUUGGCGAUUCAACCCAGGACAGCAGCAACAGCAAACGUGCGAGCGCGGAAAAUGACAAAGUAUCUCGAGAGUUUAAGGCGGGCCAGUUUGGCAGCGAAAUAACCGUUAACCAAAACCAGCUUACGCCGGCUGCUGACGCGGCGAGCUCGCAGGAGAAGGGCGCGGUGACUCGGGCCAACGGCACAGCGAAACGGAUUCUCAUCAUUGACUGCUUGAUGGAUGGGAGCCACACCCACAUCCAGCGUCUCCUGGCCAGAGAGCUGGCUUCAAGGGGCCACAAUGUCACCUGGUUAACGGCAAAGGUUCUUCUUUACUGGCCUACGGAAGAAGAUAAGCAGCUGAUCAAUUUCCGCACCUUCGACGCAACAAUGACCCGUGAGAUACAGCAAAAAAUAUUGGAUUACUGGACUCGGAAGAGUUUGAACGGAGAAAUGGCAUCGUUUUCUUGGUAUGCAAAGAUGUGGCUAGGGAAAUCAGAGGACGAAGUGAAGUACAUGUUCAAAAAUCUGGAAAAUAAUUUGAAGUCGUUUUUCCUGGGUGUGGAUUUUGAUGGUCUUCGUGCGGCUAACUUCGACGUGGUCUUGUGCGAGGUUAUGUUCCCGGCCUGCAGCGUCGUCGCUCAUGAUGUUCUCCAGGUGCCGUUCAUAAACACGGUGAAUGGAGGCUUUCUUGGCACGAGGUACAGCCGGUGGUACAACCAGUCGAGUCCCCUGUCUUACGUCCCCGAGUUUGUCACUGGCUACACUGACAGCAUGACCUUCCCCCAGCGGGUCAAGAAUCUCCUGGUGUCUGCAGCGUCGAUGCUCAUCUACAACUACGCCCUGUUUGCUGGCGUGGACAGGGCGAGGGCCGAGACCGGCUUUGACACUCGGUUGGGAGCAAGAGAAAUCAUGGCACGCUCCGAACUCUUCAUCCUAAAUUGGGAUUUUCAUAUCGAGUUUCCCAGGCCAAUCUCUCCUAACACAAUUCUGAUAGGUGGGCUGACGAUCGGCGCGCCCAAACCGCUGCCUCAGGAUUUCGAAACUUUCAUCCAAGGUUCUGGCAAACAAGGAGUGAUUAUAUUCUCUGUCAGCACCCUUCUGCACGUCAUGGAUAUGGAGAUGGCCGAAAUGAUCGCCACGGCGCUGGCCAAACUCCCCCAGCGAGUCAUCUGGAAAUACCUUGGGGACAAGAGGCCCGCGUCUCUCGGCAACAACACCAUGAUCGCCCCCUGGAUCUCACAACAAGACCUGAUCGCGCACGAGAAAACGCGUUUGUUGAUCUACCACGGCGGUUUGAAUGGAGGCUACGAGGCCAUGUAUUACGGCGUACCGAUUUUGGGGAUUCCCAUGUUCACGGAUCAGGUGGACGAUCUGGUUCGGCUGAAGUACCGCGUAGGGAUGGCGGACUAUUUCCCGAAGGGGAUGCGGGGUCUGACGUCCGAGCAACUUUACCAGGGCAUCAGAGGUGUCCUGGAUGACCCAUCUUACAGCGAGAACGCUAAGCGAGCGUCGGGAAAGUUAAGGGACCAUUUAAGCUUUUCCCGUGAGAUCUGGCCCCUGGCUCAGACAGCCCGCCGGAUAGAGUCCGCCAUCGAACACGGUACCGCCCAUCUGCGGACCAAUACAGAGAGCCUUGCCUGGUACCAACAAAUUUUAGUCGAUGUCAUCUGCAUCUACAUAUCUGCAAUCGUAGCAUCUGUAUUUGUUCUGAGUAAAUUUGCUUGCUCUUGUGGCUCAAGGACAACGCCGAGAUAAACAAUGACCCACCUCUACCAGUCAAAAUCUCUGUCUUCAUCUUCGGAUGAGUGAUUAAGUGUACGAGAUGGUAUGGUGUACGCGUUGACCAGCACUCGAAUAAUAUUAUGUACCGUAACGAUUGUAUUAUUAUUGUCGACUAGCCUGUACGAGAUUGUACGUCGCAGAAAUGACAUAAUAUAUCAGACGUAAUAUUUCUCCCUUUUGGUUUAGAAUAACUGUUACUAUCGAAAAGAAAUCGCUCUCAUAAUAAUUGCAUACCAAACGUUUGGCUGACAAGAUUUGCAGAGAUGCACCUGUAUUGAUCAGUGUGAGAUUUUUAGUUCAGAAUUUCCAUUUGUCCUGUUCAUUUCGAAUGGGAUUGUUCAUUUUUGUGUUCAGUAGAAGUGAUUUUUGUAUUGAGUGUUUUGGUAGCUAGUACCACUCAUUGAACUAUUCUUUGGUUUUUGUACUGACGGCCAGCAAUAGCAUUACCACAGGGAAGAAGUGUGCCAUUGGUAUAGAAAAGAGCAGCUCUAUUAAGGAAAUUAUAAUUAUUUAAAUAAUACAGCCGAUUAUGCAAUAUUUUCAGUGGGCCUCCAAGAGUUUGGAACACGUUCGCCAAUCACAAACGCGCGAAAUCUGUCGACACUUUGCAAACGCGCAUUGGGUCGACAGGUCUCGCUAAUUGUGAUUGGCCAACAUGUUCCAACUGCUUGGAGGCGUACUGUUGUGGUGUUUGCUAAUUGUUAAGUGCUGGGUCACAUGAGGGCGCUAUUCAUGUUGUCCAUGAAUCGUUCGGUACGUUGACGUGUAGUAGUAUCUUGGUGAUUUGGACAUGCUAUGCGGGCACGAGAGAUAGUGCCAGGUUUAAUAAUGCAUUCAUUUAUAAAAUUUUAAUGUCUUUGUUAUGUGAGUUAUGCAAAUGGAUAAAUAUUUAAUAGUCCAGAUCGAUUAAUAGAGGGAUUAAGUUGCAAUCAGUUAAGCUCCGGUGCCCAUGAACAUGUAAAUUGGUCGUUCGCGCCACAGCCUUGGAUCUUUUCCAAAACUUCUAGACGACUUUGUAGUCGUCAGGUUCAGGGCUGGAAUGGUCCUGUGGAUUUGCUGAAUUGUACCAGCGGGGUUGGGGACCCUAGGCUAGGGGCACAUUAGCUACAUCGACUGGUGAGUUACAUGUAUAUAGCGAGUUAUAUAAUAGCUAAUAUAAGGUCAUAAAAGUGGCUGUAUGUAGCAGGGUGCAAGUUGAAUGUCAAAUUUGCAAUGUGGUGUGCACGUACGUGUACCUCCACCUUUGUUAUUGUACAUGUACAUGUACAAUAUAUUAUGCAUGACCUUGGAAAUCCGCAGCAUGUACAUGUUACAUCUUAAGUUACAUGUAGCACCAGCAAUACUCUUCAAUGAUCAUGGACAUUGAUAUUUAACUUAAUUUAAUUUAUGGAACCAAAGAUUCAUGUUUGUUUAAAUUAAUAAUCUUGUACUGGCAGGUCUUUUCAUGAGCAAAGUGGAGAUCUCCAAUAAACCAAAAGUUGAGAGUGACACAGGAACCCCAAAAUUUGGCCUUACCGCCUCACUUUCUCUCGUCACCGGGAUCACACUACGUUAUUGUUGAUCACGUUUUGAAGCCGCCAAUUCACAGUGGUUUAAAAUCGUACCUGACCCAGACAUCAGAGAAUACAGUCGAAAUACUUCGACAUACAUUUAUAAUAACAAUUACAAAGGUAUUUGGAAGUUAUUUAGAGUCUGCUGGGUACUCAAGUUAGACGAAGGAAGGUGUUUCCGAGACGCGGGAAAAAGCUCGCCAAAAUCGUCCGUCGUGAGUAAACGACAGCGCCCUCUGUUGACAAGGUUUUCUGAAGAAAUGUCUCUCGCGCGCCACAAUUUGCUUCGUGGAUGUUUCACGCAUUACAAACGGAUGGUCACGUUAUUUGAUAU